GUCGCCGUGGUUAAAACCGAAUAAGAGGAAGAACACAGUACCACACAGCGCCCCCUUCCUUCGUUAAGAGAACUACAAGAAGUAGUACAAGAACCGGAAAUAAAAGAAAAAUCGAGUUUCUUUUCUUUUUUUCUCUCCCUCUUUUUUUUUCCCUCCCCGCGUAGCGUAUUUCCUCUGGCGGACGGACGUGGAAGAACAUCUGCUCUCGCGCUGCGCGGAUAGCCUACUGGAUUCCCCGUUCGGCCUCACGAGAUCUCCUCGCGCUGCUGCUGUGGUUAUCGUCAGAAAAAAAGGGGGCUGCGUGUGUGGAAGGUGGGAGCUCCAGCGCCGUGGGCAGGGGGAGCUGUGAUGUGUGUCCGGGCUGCGGUGCUCCAGUAGUCGGCCGUGGCGGCUCGGGAUGGAGCCCCUGUGGGUGCUGGGCUUCCUGCUGGUCCCGCUGCUCCUGUGGACCAGCAGUACCUUCGUGUUCUACUUCAAGAAGUGCUUCUACGUGGCGUGGAUGAUGAUCCUGGCCGUGGUGGCCAUCCCCAUCUGCGUGCUCAAGAGCGGCGGCAGAGACGUGGAGAACAUGCGGGUUAUUCGCUUCCUGGUACGACAUGUAAAGUACUUCCUUGGCCUGAGGUUCGAGGUCAGCGGCUGGGAGCACCUGCAGACUGAGGGGCCCUACGUAAUUAUCUCAAACCACCAGAGCUCCCUGGAUGUCUUGGGCAUGAUGGAGAUCCUCCCUGACCGCUGUACCAUGAUUGCCAAGAAGGAGCUGGUGUAUGCUGGAACAGUUGGAAUUGUGUGCUGGCUGGGCGGCAUCGUUUUCAUCAACCGUAAAAAGACCAGCGAUGCCAAGAGUGUGAUGGCCGAAACAGCAAAGACCAUGCUGCAUGAGCAGAUUCGCCUGUGGGUGUUCCCUGAAGGCACACGUAACCAGAAAGGUGACCUGCUGCCCUUUAAGAAGGGAGCAUUCCACCUGGCGAUACAGGCACAGGCCCCUAUCAUACCAAUAGUGUUCUCCUCCUACAGUAACUUCUACUUACGAAAAGAAAAGCAGUUUAAAUCUGGAACUGUCAGAUUGAAGAUCCUCCCAAAGAUUGAAACUAAGGGAAUGACGUCAGAUGAUGUGACCGCACUCUCCGACAAAUCCUAUGACCUCAUGCGUUCUGCGUUCAUUGAGAUCUCGGGAGCAGCUACUCAGAACAAUGGGCCGUCAGGUCACUGAGCGUUUCAGCUACUGCCUCACACUCGAUCUCCUCCCCCUUACCCCUAAUGCAUAAAGGCAGUGCAGUUACAAGUGUUUUGGAAAAAGUAGACUUCUCACUUGUGAAGGUAAUGGCAAAAUGCUACAAUUUCCCAUCCUCUGCACAGGUGCAAUCGUGGCAUGCUAGAAGGUGCAGUCAUGCGCAGUGUUUGCUGACGUGCCUGUUUAUUUUUGUAGACAUUGACAGUUGGUGAGAGGGUGGGCAGUGGGCAGGUAGGAGUUGGAACCCUAAUAUGAGUUAAAGAAAGGGUAGAAGCGGUGGUCUUUGAAACCAACAGUGUUCUGUGAGAGGCAGGUCUGAGGUGCAGUUGUCAGCCUUGCUCUGAUCCCAGUUGGGGGAACCACUGUUGCUUAGUGGUCUCAGAUUUUAGGACUUAUGUAUGCAUGCUUGUCAUGCAUGCCUUCAAAUCGGUCUACCCAAAAUUUUUGUUUCUCCUUUUGUUAGUGGCUGUGUGUGUUCUUUUGUUUUCCCACUGUCAUAGUGUUUAAACAAGUGUCAGUUUUAUAUGUUAUUAGUCAAUAAUGUUUUUUGGUUUCAUCUCCUUAUCACUUCCAAGUGUACAUUUGAGAUAUUGACAUCUUUUAAAGAGAUGACAGGAUUUGAGGAAGUGGCCAAAGGUGUCAGAGGUAAUGACCAAUUAACCAUUCUUCUUCCUAUCAUAACUCUUUGAUGUUUAUCCAACUAGAUUACCACUAGUGUCAGUGUGUUAAGAGAAACAGGUAUUAAUACAAUGUUGUGCAUUGUUCCUGUAACAUAUUCCUUUUUGACAGUUUCUAGUAAGAUUCUGCAUGUAGUCCUCAGCGACUGUGUUUUCUGAACUCCUGUAGUUAGUUUUAUAUAUUCAGUGCUUUUUAAGUAAGAGUUUUUUCUCCUCCUAGAUUAGCCCUAACAGUGAACAUGUCACAUGUGUCAAAGGUAAUUCUGAGUGCAAUUGCAAUUUUCAUUGUACAACAAAUGACUGUUCCAGAGUCGAGACUCAUGGUGUGCCAUGUUAAGCUUUUUGUUUCAGGUGCUUUAUAAAAAUCUCAUGCAAAUCACGUAAAGCAUAAUUGAAAGUUGUCUGGUUAAAGCUUCACUUAUCAGAAUGUUUAAUCUUUUAUGUUCAUUUAAUUAGUGGGUGAGAUCAAGUCACAAAAUGGAAUGCAUUCCGAAAAGAGAUCUGCCCCAGUUUUCAUAAACAGGGAAAUAACCCGUUCUAACCUGUUCCUUAGUUAAGUUUUUGCUUCGAAAUCAUGAGUCCAAGUUAAGUUCUCUGUACUUACACUGAGACCAACCGAAGUACGUGAAGGAAAAUGGUGAGCCCAAACACUAACUAGUGAUUCCAUUGGAAGCAAAAAGUUUUGGGCACAAUGGAAAAUCUUAUGGAGAAUAUUUUCUUAUAGAAAGGAAGAGGAAGAAGGUCAUAGUAAGGAAACAACAGCCAGAAGUAAAUUUUUAUUUUAAAUUUGAUUAAAGCCUUGGUCUAAUCUGAAUGUUUUGUGACACUGAACCUCAAUGUGGAAAAUGAAGCUGAGAAAAAAUACUAUUGCAGUGAUGAGAAUUUAAUGGAAAAUACAACCAUUUGACUGACUUUUAUACUAUAGUGAAAAAUAUAUUUUAAAGGUGUUAUUGGAAGGUAAUUGAAAUAUCAGUGUAAUUGCUACAUUUUUAAAUUUGAUUUUGAAAAAGGAGGAUCUUAUGGAAGUCUUAGAGGACAAUCUGGUUGGAAAAAUUGUCAUUCAGAAUUUUUAGAGAAUACCUUAGUAGCUUUAAAUUAUGGUUGAACCUUUCCUUGCAAUUCUUGACGUGAUAGUGUUUGUAGUGUUGCCAAGCUACUUAAAUCAAUUAUGGGCAAAGAGUAAAUAAAUAGUUCACUACCUGAAUCACUUUUUUUUUUUUUUUUAAUUGGCCUAGUUAAUCUUAGCAGCUAGCUUACUAAACGAAGGUUGAUACUGUCAUGUAAUUUUUGGCACCUGGACUUAGUUGUCCUUGUUUAGUGAAAGUUUAAUUCUACAAAAAAAAGCAGUAAAUUGCUGGGUUUUCUGUGAAACAUCACCAGAAGUAGUUACAUGUUUCCUACUUUCACCUGGUGUUUCCACUUUUCUGUUGAUCUUUUUAAAAUAAGUUGUUUGAUUUGAUUUCUGAUGUGCUUUCAUGAUUGUGGGCAGUUGAGCAUUGUUGGUUUUAAUCAUGGGUAAAAAUGCAUACAAUAUAACAAUGUAUACAGACAUCAGUUUUUGUAAUUGUACAACGCUAUGUAUUGUGCAUUACAAGGCUGACUUAAGAAAUUUGUUACAAAAAUGUCUAAAAUUUGGCAAUGACAUCACUGUAGAGGCGCACCAACUGACUUCAUAAUUGCGUUCCUUUGGUACUAGGUAGUGAAAGCUUGCAGAUUUAAAUGAAUAACACCUAGUUAACAUUUUUUAAAAUGUCAUUUAUGCAUUUGAACUUUUACAAACACUGCAGGCAGCCACACUUUUCCAAAUCAUAUAAUUGCAUAUUUUACAUACUGGUAACUGUCCUAUGAUUAGUUCUGUUAUGGUGUGAUAUGCUUGGUUAGUUCAGACAGCCAAGUAGAGCAUGGACUCAAAGCUAAAUGGAAAAAAAUGCUGUCAUUUGAACUAAUUUACAAGUCAGGUGGGUGUCAGCAGGGCAGGUAUUGUCUUAUAUGCUGUGGGGAGAAGGUUUAAUAGGUUAGUAAUGACAUUAUGUACUUUGGACCCCUCAUCCUUCCCUCGUCUUGCCGUGGCCAAGCAUGCCUGAAGAACUGACCAGAGAUUGCAUGCUGUCAGAACAUCAACUGUCCUAUACGGUAGGUAGAUAAUUUGGCUUUUUUAGGUUUCUUUGUAAUGACAAAAUCAUUUUGCGUUCUAGUAAAUUCAGUAUUUCAUCCUUUAUGUGUUCUGAACUAUUUAGUGAUUUUCAAAUUACCUUUUCUCAUUUGGACAUUUUUAUUGUUGAAUAAUUUUAUGCUAUUUAGAUUGCUCUUUUGUGUUGCCCUAACUGUGUAUUAGGAAAAAAUUGCGUGAAGAAAGCACUGACAAUUUUUAAUUGGUUAAACCAAAAACGGGCCAUUGGUUAACGUAUAUUUGUUAGCGAUUAAUUACUCCACAUCUUUUAAUGACAAAAUGGGUGUUAACUGCAAAAUUUUCAAGCUGUAUAGGCCAUGUUUUGGAUUUGUUAGUUUUUAUGUAUGAAUUGAUGCUUGUCAAUUCAUAAUUCAUAAAUGACACUGGCACUGAGAAAUGAACAACAAACAUCAAAAGUUCAGGGCCAUUAAAGCAUAGUAAAUGUGCUGGACACCUGUACAGACUUCAGCGAGGGGUCAUAAGGAAGUGGCUAGUUUGCAGCCAGUCAGUGUGCAGCAUGCUUACAUUUCUCAGGCAUCUGUUGUCACAUGUACAGCACAGGCCAUAUGACACAUGCAGUGUUUUGAGCCUAUAUGGUAGCUCUACUGUUGCAUAAAUACCUACUUUCCAAUGUGUUUUACUGGCUUCAAACCUAUAUCCUGGAGCAAAGUGCGCCUGUGUUUCUGAAUAUUUUGCAGCAUAUUUGUAGGAAAGAUCCCAACUCACUCCAUGAGCUUUCACAGAGUCAGCAGUGGUCUAUGCUUGAAGUCAUAUGCACUGUGUGGCUGUACUUUGCACCAGAUGACACAUUCAGUCAAACCACUUUUUGUUUGUAACUGCAUUUGGGAAAAGUAUUCCUGCCUCACCAAGUGUCUCCAAGGUAGCUGCUUAAUCUUUUUUUUUUUUUUUUUUUUUUUGGUCUUUAAAUUACCUUUUUUUAAAAAAAAAAAAAAAUAAAAUAAAAUCUGUAUAUAUUUGGUUUGUGGCCUCUGAUUUUCAUUGUCACAUUGGAGACGAAAUGGCUGCUAAAGCCAUGUAGAUGAGGACGGUGGUGUGACAUUCACUGACCUGCUUGUACGAUGACUGCAAGUCUUAUCUAAUUUGCAAGUUUUAUUGCCCAAGAUAAUUAAAAUGGUAGCAGUGUUUAUAGUCAGUCUGGUGAUCUGCAUUUUUUUUUUUUUUUCCCCCAAGAAUUACAUAUACCUUUAGUUCAUCUUUUAAAUACUGUCACAGCUGUGUGGAUGGACUGCAUUGCUUGUG
Molecule: messenger RNA, 5338 nt
Organism: Scleropages formosus (Asian bonytongue)
Lineage: Eukaryota; Metazoa; Chordata; Actinopteri; Osteoglossiformes; Osteoglossidae
Gene: agpat2
Product: 1-acylglycerol-3-phosphate O-acyltransferase 2 (lysophosphatidic acid acyltransferase, beta)
Exons: 6
Coding region: 398-1210 (270 amino acids)
Biological process (GO): phosphatidic acid biosynthetic process
Cellular component (GO): endoplasmic reticulum; membrane
Molecular function (GO): 1-acylglycerol-3-phosphate O-acyltransferase activity
Source: RefSeq, a predicted model, not a curated record